Messenger RNA from Hylaeus volcanicus, 1131 nucleotides. Its product is annotated as acetylcholine receptor subunit alpha-like. Gene Ontology annotation, cellular component: postsynaptic membrane; synapse; neuron projection. The transcript has 9 exons. Gene Ontology annotation, biological process: signal transduction; nervous system process; chemical synaptic transmission. The record is from RefSeq and is a predicted model, not a curated record. Gene Ontology annotation, molecular function: transmembrane signaling receptor activity; acetylcholine-gated monoatomic cation-selective channel activity. The coding region runs from base 163 to 1131 and encodes 322 amino acids. Lineage: Eukaryota; Metazoa; Arthropoda; Insecta; Hymenoptera; Colletidae.
UGGGUGCAGUGCGUACGAGUGUGCAGCGGUUUCGGAAGUUGCCUCGAGACCGGCGUGGCCUGAAGCGCGCGAGGUUAGAUUUGUGGUUCGUGGUUCGUGUGGUCGAGCGAGAAGAUUCAAAGGGGGCGAGUGUGUCGAUCAUAGUGGAGGAAUCAGGGGACAAUGAUGCCCCCCAUAAUAGGGGAAACACUGCGCGUAUGGUUUCUCUCGGCAUUGGUGGUUCACGGCGCUGUCGCCGGCAAUCCGGAUGCAAAACGCCUUUACGACGACCUGUUAUCUAACUACAACAAACUAGUACGCCCUGUUGUGAAUACAUCGGACGUACUACGCGUGUGCAUUAAACUCAAGCUCUCGCAGCUCAUCGAUGUGAACUUGAAGAAUCAGAUCAUGACUACGAAUCUAUGGGUCGAACAGUCAUGGUACGAUUACAAACUGCGAUGGGAGCCAAAGGAGUACGGAGGGGUCCAUAUGUUACACGUGCCCUCUGACCACAUAUGGCGGCCCGACAUAGUCCUCUACAACAACGCCGACGGCAACUACGAGGUGACGCUGAUGACCAAGGCUACGGUCUACUAUUCGGGAUUGGUCGUCUGGCAACCGCCGGCCGUAUAUAAAUCUUCCUGCUCCAUCGACGUUGAGUUCUUUCCAUACGACGUACAGACCUGUGUUUUGAAGUUAGGCUCCUGGACUUAUGACGGUUUUAAGGUCGAUCUAAGGCACAUGGACGAGAAAUCGAAAAGCAACGUGGUGGAUGUCGGAGUCGACCUUUCCGAGUUCUACAUGUCGGUAGAAUGGGACAUUCUAGAAGUGCCUGCUGUACGAAAUGAAAAAUUUUACACCUGCUGCGACGAGCCGUACCUGGAUAUUACCUUUAAUAUAACGAUGAGGAGAAAGACACUUUUCUACACUGUGAACAUAAUCAUUCCCUGUAUGGGAAUUUCCUUCCUUACGGUACUGACAUUCUAUCUACCCAGCGACAGUGGGGAAAAGUUUCAGGCAACAAUGUCAACAAAUACAUCGUGCAAACAACGAGGAUUAAUUAAAGGUGAAAAUUAUUUUCGACACUAUUAUAAAAAUGUGUCCAAACCAUGGUGCGAGCGAUCUUCAGUCACUCAUCGCACUACUAUGUAG